This is a messenger RNA of Pochonia chlamydosporia 170, 3642 nucleotides long. RefSeq names its product glutathione transferase omega-1. Bases 1 to 3642 code for a protein of 1213 amino acids. The record is from RefSeq and is a predicted model, not a curated record. The transcript has 3 exons. NCBI's taxonomy places the organism in Eukaryota, Fungi, Ascomycota, Sordariomycetes, Hypocreales, Clavicipitaceae.
AUGGAUGGGUACCCUUCAGGCAGUUUGGAUCACAAUGUUCCAUUUCUGGUCGCAUCGGGUCUUAAUUCGGCAGAGCCCGACCUCGACUUGCCAGGGGAGUUGAGCACCCAAGGACAGUUGGUCAAAUCAGACUUGCCGCCCCUCGAGAGCAGAGAAGCGCAGGCGUUGGAGAAAUACUUUGAGGAGAUAGACAAGCGAGGCACAUCUUGGGCGGCGGUUUCAAGGGACGAGCCAUAUCGUUUGCGCAUCAAGACAGUUGGCAGGUCAUACCUUCUCCCACCUCGGAAAACGCAACUCCCCGAUUCCAUCGAGUCUCCAGAUCCUAGCGCAACCGUUCACUCGCCUUUUUCGCCGCUGUCUCAUGUGUCCGCUCUGUACCCCGAUGGCCUACUCGAUACCCCGUGGAUUAAGAAGCACCAGCAACUUGUCCCGAGCAUAUAUGCGUGUUUCUAUCCUUUGAAAAAUGACAAUCGCCUCAAGACAGAUAUCAACGAGAUCAAAGCCACUCUUGCUCGAUCUGGAUACAAGACUAGAGUUGCGAUAAUAUUGUUUGGCGACCCAGACAGUGGCACUGCUGUACUUACAGAGGAAGUUCAAGACCGAUUGGAAAACAUUCGAAGAGGCACCGCAUUAGACCCCAAGUCGAUAUUCUACAUCCCGAUCCAGCAGUCUCCCGCCGAGCUCAAACGAGUGAUUGAUAGUAUCCUUAAUGUUCUCUACACAAAUGCCAUUGAAUACUACAGAGAUCUGGGACGCCAUGCAAGGAAGAAGAGAUCCCGCGGCAUUGCUCCGCAACCUACAAUACCGCCAACAUCUGGGACGUCACAUACUCUCUCGUUGCCAGAUUGGAACUUCCGGUAUGAUAUGAAGACCGGCAUCUUGGCCGAAUUUCGACAAGAGUUGGAUGCGGCGAUUCGGUCUUUCGAGCAGGCGUAUGAAAUUCUACUGGGACAAGAUGUACUAGACAUGAUUCCAAAUUGGAGCGUGCGGUGGAACGAAGCUCGGCAAUUGGCAGAUAUAAUCGCUAUACGGUGUCUGCGAUUACAUUUGUGGAUGGGUCAUACAAGCUUAGCUGUGCGGCGAUGGCAAGCGCACAGGGAUCGGAUUGGCGACUUUGUGGAUCGCAGAGGGCACGGGACAAAUACAUAUGGCUGGCAAGCCUGGGAGGCACGAUGGGCUAAGAUCAUGGCGAAUUUGAUAGAAAAGGUCGAGGUACCUGGGUUGGUGCCUGCGUCAAUGACGAUAUUCCUACCACCAGAACGAGCUGUUUUAGGAGAGCGAUUACAACCGUGGGAGCUCUUACAUCACACAGGCUACUGGUAUCGCAUGGCCGCACGACAUCUUGCCGCUCGACGUACCCUUGCCCGCAUGAUGCCAGACGAAGAUAGAGAAGCGCCUGAAUCAGCACCAGCGAAAUCUGCGACGAGCAGCCACGACACGUACAUGUGCCCUCCUCCACACCAAGAAUAUCCGCUAGAAGGCCAAGGUGGUACCAAUCAUGCAAAACUGAUAAUAGACUGCCUCAUCACUGCACGGACCCAAUUUCAGGCUAGGAAGCAGCUGCGAAUUGCUGCAGAGUUGUCACUGGAAUGUGCAAAGGAGAUGGCCUCUCUGGGUUCAUGGGAAGAAGUAGUUGCGAUUCUGCGACCCGUGUGGGACGAUAGCUCCUAUCGAACCGAUAACUGGCUGGAUAUUGCCGAGGACCUUUGCUGGUUGCUGCGCCGUGCGGCUAAGCAAACGCGGCGAGCGGAUCUCAUCGUUGCCGUAGAUUGGGAAUUGAUGAACAAGAAGUUCUCAAAGCGGCAACAUUGGCGCUAUGAUUUGUCACAAGCACUGGACGGAAUUAAAUGUGAUGAAAAGCCUUCCAUCCAACUUUCAGACGAGUCGUCAUCACCACUUAUUACAUCAAGCUUCGUGUUCCGAAGCAAAGAGAAUAAAGCGGGUGACCAGAGUCGCGCGCAACUUGUGUUGACUUCAAACGCAAUGGCGGAUUCUUUCCCGAUGACCUUGUCCUCCAUAAGGAUUGUGUUUGGAGGAAGCUUAAAACCUAUCGUCUUCCACCACACUUCAGAUAACGAGAAGGAUGCUUCCAUUACGGAAGUGGCCCUGGAGGAAGAGUUUGCUAAAGAUGACUCUGAUGAUUUACCAUAUAAGCUCAAUGGCACUUGCGACUUGACGCUGAAGCCGGGCCAAAGACGAGUGUUUGAAAUGGCCAUUCCGUUGCGGGAAUCGGGAGAAGCCGAAGCCUCCAAGGUAGUGACCACUUUCGAGCAUGAAACCUUCAACAUGGAAUAUACAAUGUUAUUUAGGGAAACAGAUCAGGUGACUGGAUGGUACACGAAAACCUCAGCUAAGCCUCGCCAGUUGCGGGCGGAUGCGAGGAUAUUGCAUAUUAAACCACGACCACCGAAGAUGCAGAUUUCUCUGUUGGAACCCUCGAGUCAGUACUACACGAAUGAAACCGUGGGCCUUCGUGUGGAGUUGCGAAACGAAGAAGAUGAUGCUGCUAACGUUAAGCUUGAUGUCCAACUGCAUGGGAAGUCGAGUCCGUCAUUCAAACUACAAGUUGGCGACGUUGAGCAUAUUGGGGAGGCGAGUGAGGAUGAAAGUAGAGCUAUGGGUGUCACAGUGGGCACCAUUUCUACUGGUGCUGUGGUCGAACUGAAGCUGAUUAUAGAUCCAACCAACGUGUCGGCAACUUAUGACCUCAGCAUCCAAGCGACUUACCACUUGGACUCAGACGCUGCGACUCCGAUUCUACAAACCUUGUCUCUGCCGUUGAGCAUAGUGGGACCAUUUGAAGCGAAUUACGAUUUGGUACCGAGACUGCACCCAGAGCCGUGGCCGAGCCUGUUUGAUUAUGAUGGCCUGUACAACGUCAAGGAGGGCGAGACGGAACCACCAGCGGCGAAAGGUCUUGCGCAACAGUGGUGUUUGAUGUGCCACUACGCAUCAUUUGCCUCGGAAGAUCUGGUUGUAUUGGGGAUGGAAUUGCAAGUCGUAUCCUGCGUGGGAGGAGCUCGAUGCACGGUGACUCGACAGCCAGAAGUAGCAGAAGAUGGCAUCAGUGUCUCGCCCAAGACAAUGCAUGAAGCACAGUUUGAUCUUGUGGCGCAGAAGCUCAGUCUCGACGACCGACAUCCUGUCACGCUGGAUCUGGCGUUUGUCAUCAAAUGGAGGAGAGGUACAGCAUCGGAAGAUAGUCAACCGAAUGUCACGACCAUGCCAGUGGGACAGUACUUUGUUCUGGGAACGGAACCAAGAGUACUGGCAACCGCAUUGUACUCGAACCCAACGGCAUCAACCAAACUGCUUCACCUGGACAUUACCAUUGAGAAUCCGUCCAAUCAUUUCCUUACAUUUGGACUCAGCAUGGAACCCAGCGACUCAUUCGGCUUUUCAGGCGCAAAACAGACAACAAUCAACCUCUUGCCAAUGGCACGGCGAACUACGAGAUAUCGCUUGCUGCCAUUUGUCGAGGGGGAUUACAUUCGCCCGGGCUUGGUGGUUCGCGACAAGUAUUUCCAGAAAGUGCUGCGCAUCAUUCCCACGGAAGGCAUGAAGAUUGACAAGGAUGGAUUGUUGGUAUGGGUUCCAGGGGAUGCAAGUGAAGAAUCAGAGGCUGAUGAGGAUGCUGAAUGA